AAAAAUGGCAGGUGCUAGGACCUCGUGGAAUCCAGGCAGCUCCAGUGGGAGGGGAGCCCUGGCAUGUGGGCCGCAUGUGGGCCGCGGGGCGUGGUGCCGUGGAGCCGGGACAGACAGACGAGCCAGUUUUUCCACCCGGGAGCUCCAUCCUGCAGGCUCCGUUCCGGCUCUCCUCGUCCCUCUCCUUCCACGGGAAGCAUGUUUCUCGCAAAGGCGUUUCUGGAAGGCGCAGACAGAGGCCUCGGGGAAGCCCUGGGAGGCCUUCUCGGAGGAGGAGGCCAGCGGCGAGGAGGAGGAGGAGCAGGAGGAGGAGGAGGGGUUGUCGGAGGGAUCGUCGGUGGGCUCGUGAACCUCAUCAGCGAGGCCGCGGCGGCCCAGUACACCCCGGAGCCCCCUCCCACCCAGCAGCACUUCACCCAGGUGGAGGCCAGCGAGAGCGAGGAGGUGAGGCGGUUCCGGCAGCACUUCGCCCAGCUGGCCGGCCCGGACAUGGAGGUGGGGGCCACCGACCUCAUGCACAUCCUCAACAAGGUGCUGUCCAAGCACCGGGACCUGCAGACGGACGGCUUCAGCCUGGACACCUGCCGCAGCAUCGUGUCGGUGAUGGACAGCGACACCAACGGGAAGCUGGGCUUCGAGGAGUUCAAGUACCUGUGGGGCAACCUGCGCAAGUGGCAGUGCGUGUACAGGCAGCACGCCGGGCCCGGCGCGGGCGCCCUGCCGGCCGCCCAGCUGCGCGCCGCCCUGCAGGCCGCCGGCUUCCAGCUCAGCGACGGGCUGCACCGCAUGAUCGUGCGGCGCUACGCCGACGACGAGGACGGCAGCAUGGACUUCAACAGCUUCGUCAGCUGCCUGGUCCGCCUGGACGCCAUGUUCCGGGCCUUCAAGUCCCUGGACCGGGACGCCGACGGCCGCAUCCAGGUGUCCAUCCAGGAGUGGCUGCAGCUGACCAUGUACUCCUGAGGGGGCUCCGACGGGCAGGCCCCACGCCCCCCGCGUCCCCGGAGGAUGGGACCGCCUGCCGAAAGCACCCCCCACACCCCGCGCGUGGCUGCAGACGCCCCGUCCCCCAGCUGUCCUCUCCCGGCGGCCCCUUCUGCAUGUGCCGCUUUCGCCGCUUCAUUAAAACAGAUUUGCCACGAGAAGGCUCGGGAGUGGUCUGUGGAUUGGCUUUGUACGGACUCACAGACCUGACGGGGGUGCAGGGAGGGGCUGGAAGGCCGUGCAUGUAGACAGGCUAUCGCUCAGAGAGGGAAUGCAUUCCCGAGGAGCAAGGCAUGUGUUGUUGGUGAGAAUUAAGUUUUGGGGAAAAAAAGUUGGAAUAAAU
Molecule: messenger RNA, 1327 nt
Organism: Pipistrellus kuhlii (Kuhl's pipistrelle)
Lineage: Eukaryota; Metazoa; Chordata; Mammalia; Chiroptera; Vespertilionidae
Gene: CAPNS2
Product: calpain small subunit 2
Exons: 1
Coding region: 64-963 (299 amino acids)
Molecular function (GO): calcium ion binding
Source: RefSeq, a predicted model, not a curated record